AUGGCUUGCUUUGACAGCUGCCAGUGCCUCGGCGAAAGGGGACAAAGAAGCAUCCUUUACAGCAUUUUGAAAAACGACAACCAACCGAAUCAGCAUUCACAGGGGCGGACGAGGUUGGCGGUCCCUCAACAGCAGGCUUGUUCGUGUGGCUCUAAGAAGAAAGUGGUUCUCCGUUCUCCCCAGACAACGUGUAAAGCAGCGUCGGCAUCGCUUUUAAAAACGCUGAAGUUUGUUAAAAAUGUACUUUGUUUUCGGGAACUUCCAGCGGAGGACCAGUUACAGCUCGUGCGCAACAGCUGGGCCCAGCUGCUGGUUUUGGGCAUGGCGCAGGACUUGAUCGACUUCGAGACCAUGGAGACGCCAGAUUUCAGUAUGUUACAGAACAUACUAACCAGCGGACAAGGAAGACAGGAGACCGCGCACGGGCGCAGUGGCCAAGGCGUUUCUCUCACUGAUGUCCAAGGAAUAAAAAUGUUUUUGAAUAAAUGUUGGGGACUGGACAUCAGCACCAAAGAAUAUGCAUAUUUAAAGGGAGCCAUUCUCUUCAAUCCAGACAUUGCAGAGCUCCGGUGUCAAAGCUACAUUCAGGCACUGCAGAGCGAAGCGCAUCAAGCACUUAAUGAAUAUGUGAAAGUCACUCACCGAAGAGACUCUACAAGGUUCACUAAACUAUUCAUCGCGCUCUCCAUGCUACGGUCCAUCAAUGCAAACGUUGUUGCUGGACUUUUCUUCAAACCUGUCAUCGGCACGGUCAGCAUGAAUGAACUUCUCCUCGAGAUGUUUUACGGAAAAUAG
Molecule: messenger RNA, 795 nt
Organism: Salvelinus namaycush (lake trout)
Lineage: Eukaryota; Metazoa; Chordata; Actinopteri; Salmoniformes; Salmonidae
Gene: nr0b1
Product: nuclear receptor subfamily 0, group B, member 1
Exons: 2
Coding region: 1-795 (264 amino acids)
Biological process (GO): negative regulation of transcription by RNA polymerase II
Cellular component (GO): cytoplasm; nucleus
Molecular function (GO): transcription corepressor activity; transcription factor binding
Source: RefSeq, a predicted model, not a curated record